GUCGGUAAAGCAUGAUGUUUUGCCGACGCGGAAAAGUGGCAACCAUGACGUUUUGAGGAGGGACUUCUGUUCUUGGAAAACGUGGACGUCUCCCACAGCUCUCCUGUUCAGAAGGCCUUGUAUAAAAUGCGUCUUCUUCGCCGUCUUGCACCAGACCUAUUUCCCUCAAGAAAGCAAUUUCAUCGCUAUCGUUUCGGGCAGUAAACAAACGCCUGCACAACUCAGCACCUUAGCCACCACUUUAAAUCACCACCAUGUACACGUCAAACUUGCUCACUAGCGCGGCCCUCGCUACUGCCGUCUCUGCCGUCACCCAGUUCACCACGACAGCGACAGUCCCGGGCCUGACCCUCACCCUCCCUGUUGGAGUUGGCACAUCGACUACGUCGACCAUCAAGCCGCACACUGUGACCGGCACGGGGGCAGUCAUCUCUGGAGUGACAGUCAUCGUCGACAGCUCUAGCGUGUACUUUAUCGAUGGUAACAAUUUUGAGUACGGCGCCGCCUCAGGCACCAAUGACUUUAACGGCAUCACCGUCAUCAAUGGAAUGAUCCCCGGUGCUACUGCAACCGGUACAGCGAGCAGCCCUAGCGGCUCCGGGUCAAUGUCGAUGACCAGCAGCGGCACCUCUGCCGUCGUCAUCACGACGGGCUCGACAACCGUCACCACAACCAACUCGAUGGGCAGCACCGUCACAUCUACAGGAGCCGUUACUUCCACCUCGAGGCCCAACGCUGGCGAGAGGGCGUUCGGGUCUGCGCAGAUGUUUGGCUGGGCUGGUGUUGCAGUCGGUGCGGCUGCUGUGGCCAACUGCUAGUGGGCAUGCAUUGUGAGCUUGUGGCUGUGCUGCUUACCCGAAGAAUAAGCAUAAGCAUAACAUCCCGGCGCACAUGUAAAUUAUUCCAAUACCGUCCUACGUUACCACGUGCAUGUGAUACAAGAACCCAACUUUCCCUAAGACACUUAAUUUACAGGCUAAACAGUCAAAUACUGGACGAUACAGACGAGAUUCGGUGAAGUUGCAGGCAAUCAAAAACAAUUAUCUUUCGAUUCGAGUUUUGUCUCGCACAAAUCGGGUCCUGUGUUCUCAAAGUCAUUGCGAAGGUCCUGUACCUUAUGACCAUCGUUCGCAUAUUCAAAUUCUCUGUCCUGGCAAUUGCGCAUGCAAACAUCACAA
This is a messenger RNA of Microdochium trichocladiopsis, 1178 nucleotides long. RefSeq lists its product as uncharacterized. The transcript has a single exon. The coding region runs from base 255 to 818 and encodes 187 amino acids. Lineage: Eukaryota; Fungi; Ascomycota; Sordariomycetes; Xylariales; Microdochiaceae. The record is from RefSeq and is a predicted model, not a curated record.